UUAAUAAUAUACAUAGAACCACAGGGUUUCCACCAGUUGCCAAAACUGAAAAAUAAAGGACAUGACUACCAAUCACUGAAGAGCUUUUAACAAUUUCUUCUGCUUUCAAGCUUGUAUGCCUGAACUAAAUGUUUCAGAUCAGUCAACAAUUUUCUAAAGUAGAGAAAGAUGACCUGAGAAAAUUUGAAAAGGCAGUUUUCUAAUUUUAUGCAUUAAAGAAGGAAAAAGGCUAUCCAAAUUGAAAUGGCCCCAUGUGGAAAUAUAAUUGCACUCCAAUUUAAUCAUGACUUCACAGUGUUUUUUGUUAGACUUCACUGACCACACCCAGGUUGAAUUAUUGCCAGGCCUUUAAAAUCAUAAUAACUUGAAAGGUGUGAUAACCAGGUUUGAAUUCCAGUUGCAUGAUAUUUAGGUUUUUCCAUGCAGUAACGACCGACCAGCACGCAAGAGUGGAAGGGCUUUCUGCAGGUUCAAAUGGAAAAACUGGUUUUAUUCUGCUUUUAAUGUACUCUGUAAGCAAAACUGUUUGUCCCUAUAGACUAAUAUUUGUGGUUUAUGUGGGAACAAAGGUUCAACACACCUGAGUCAAAUGACUGAAUCACCUCCUCAAUAUGCAGUAAAGCUCUCCAGAGUUCUGACGACCUCAUUAUUUAACUCAGGUGUUUUGAAGCAGAGCCACAUGUAAAGGUGGCAGGAGACCGGACAUCGAGGCCUCGGUUUGAAGAUCCCUGUUUAAAUGUGUUUUCUCAAGACAAAAGUCAGAAAAUGUUCACGCUUCCUCUUAGUGACAAACUUUAUGAAGAUGUUGGUGUCGUUUUCCAGCAGAAAUUGCCAAUUGCUCUGACAAAGAAUCUCGGAAGAUGAGGGAAAUCAGACCCAACAAUGCAGUCUCCCAGUCCAACAGCAGCCUAAAGAAGCACCGAAGUAGGAGCAUUUUUAGCCCUUUCUUUUGCUGCUUCCGCAACUACAAUGACUACCAUGUGGAGCCACCACCCGCCAACAACAAGACACUUUCUCUGCCCCCUCCUCCAGAGGAGAAUGACAGUCCUCCUAAGCCUCCAGCCAAGUUCCUCCUGCCUGAGGUCAGUAUAGCCGACUAUGGCAAGAACUGUGUGGUGAUCGACCUGGAUGAAACCCUUGUACACAGCUCCUUUAAGCCCAUCAGUAAUGCAGACUUUAUCGUCCCGGUGGAGAUUGACGGCACUGUUCAUCAGGUGUACGUUUUGAAGAGGCCUCAUGUGGACGAAUUCCUCCAGAAGAUGGGGGAGUUGUUUGAAUGUGUCCUCUUCACCGCUAGUUUAGCCAAGUAUGCUGACCCCGUGGCAGACCUGCUGGACCAGUGGGGGGUGUUUCGCGCUCGGCUCUUCAGGGAAUCAUGCGUUUUCCACAGAGGAAAUUACGUCAAAGACCUCAGCCGGCUGGGCCGAGAGCUCCGAAAAGUCAUUAUUGUAGACAACUCGCCUGCCUCGUACAUCUUCCAUCCUGAAAAUGCAGUCCCGGUGCAGUCCUGGUUUGACGACAUGUCAGACACAGAGCUGUUGGAUCUCAUCCCUCUGUUUGAGGGUCUCAGCAAAGAGGAGGACGUUUACAGCCCCUUACAGACUUUGAGGAACAGGUAGCAAAAAAGACAGCACCCCAUCUCUGCCACGGUCCUGCAGCCCGGCUCCCGUUCUCCAAUCAAAAGGGUGGCCAGUUUGAGCAUUUAAAACGAACUGGUUUUAAUCUGGAGAAAAGGACUCUGUGGAUUCUUGCCAUUUGUUGAUUCCUGGUCUCUUUCUACAGGACUCCUACUGACAAAGGAUUAUAUUACUGUGUGUAUAUAGUAAAUGUUUCUAUGAGUAAGAUAUACAGAAAAUAAUUUUUCUAUCAGAGAGAGGCAGUUUUACUAUUCUAUCAAGAUUCUGUCAGGUAAUAUUUUAGUUACUAAAAACAAUCAAAUUCACAGAUCAUAUUUUGUUUUGUUAUUUUCAAGACUGUGUGAGCUUUAUUUUCUUUUGUGUUGUUUUGUUUUUUGUCCCAACAACUGUGAUUUACCUUCUCCUACAGAAUGAAGUGCCUUCAUUACUGUGCUUAUUUUGUUGUUUCGGGUUAUGGGGUUGGGAUCUCCAGAGACAUUGUUAUUUGUAAAUCCUAAAGCAGCAGCUGAAAAAGAUUCUUUGUAAAAAGAAAAAAAAAAGCCUGGCGUUUAUAAAGCUAGCCUGGAUUACUGUAGGGUGUUUGAUAUCAGUAGCAUUAAAUUGUUAAAUUCGCCAAAGACGUUUACAGUUCAAUGUGAUCCAUGGCUUAAUUACAACAUUUAAUCCUUGACAGUGGUGGUAAAUUUCUGACCCUAGAACCUGCAAAAAGCCUGCCUAACUUUUUGAAAGAUAAAAAUCAACAUUUGUGACCAUUUAUCAACUGAUAAAUGUUGCAUUUCUGAUGAAACUUAGAAAUUUGAAAUAAAAUAUCUAGAUUACGUUUUACUGGACUAUGUUUAUUGAGGCUAAGAGUGUUGGAUGAAUUGUAAAGAAAUGCUGUUAAAACUGUACUGUACGACAUAAAUAAAGUUGCAAAUUUGCACACUGUCA
Molecule: messenger RNA, 2567 nt
Organism: Gambusia affinis (western mosquitofish)
Lineage: Eukaryota; Metazoa; Chordata; Actinopteri; Cyprinodontiformes; Poeciliidae
Gene: ctdspla
Product: CTD (carboxy-terminal domain, RNA polymerase II, polypeptide A) small phosphatase-like a
Exons: 7
Coding region: 861-1619 (252 amino acids)
Molecular function (GO): RNA polymerase II CTD heptapeptide repeat phosphatase activity
Source: RefSeq, a predicted model, not a curated record